Molecule: messenger RNA, 7512 nt
Organism: Epinephelus fuscoguttatus (brown-marbled grouper)
Lineage: Eukaryota; Metazoa; Chordata; Actinopteri; Perciformes; Serranidae
Gene: b4galnt4a
Product: beta-1,4-N-acetyl-galactosaminyl transferase 4a
Exons: 20
Coding region: 1535-5398 (1287 amino acids)
Cellular component (GO): Golgi cisterna membrane
Molecular function (GO): acetylgalactosaminyltransferase activity
Source: RefSeq, a predicted model, not a curated record
GAUGCUCAAUUGAUGGGCGUACUGAGCUGUGCAGUGAAAGGAGAUACCCUUUACGUGUUUCAUUGUAGCAAAACAAAACCAUGUUCUAUCCUGGUUACAUCACUGCUUGUUGCUGGUUUCUCCGCGACACCCUUCCUGGAGCUCCGCUGGUUUUCCUCCCCGCGCGCGGCGACAAGCGGGUCGGACGAUGCUAUUGCGGCGUUUUAAAGGGAAAAAAGCUCCUGACAGAAUAACAACACAAGGCGGUGCGUCGCCGCUAGCGCCACAUAUCAGUGUUUAGUAGUUUAAUCCGGAUGAUUUGUUUCUGAUCUUUGUCGCACGCGCGGUGGACUCGGACGACGCAGGUACUUUGGGGAGAAUUUGGGUGAAACGCACCUGCCGCGAGACAGCGGAGCAACCGGAGCACAUGGACAUCUGUUCCCUGGACCUCAAAUCGGACACUCACACCUGAGUAUUCCUCUCAAAGCCUCUCUAUUGUUUCCGCCGCCAUGGAGAAUGCACAUUUUUUAAUCUGCGAUCUCGGUUUGAUAUUUACGCGUCGCGGGGCUUCACACCAGCCCGAGUGUGAGGAUGACAGCUGAUCGCCCCUCCUCUCCCGGGACUUAAAUAAAAACGCGCUCCAUCUGAAAUCCCGCUGCCCUCGAUCGGAGUCUCAGUUUCAGCUGUGUUUAACAAUAGAUGGAGCGCAGAGGGCUGUGACAUUUGGUUGAUUGCCACCUUAACCUUCCCCCCUGAUCAGGUUACCUUCACAGUGGCCACUCCGCCAGAGGUUUCACCGGCAGCAGCCUGGCAUAUAUCACUGAAGGCCUUUUUAAUUUCAUUUGUACUCAUUUGGAAAAGAUCCAUCCUGCAGGAAAACGGUGCUUCUGUGGAGUAAGCUCUGUUGAGAUGCUCUGCCCGAUCACCUCUCCACAUGGAAACUAAAUUCCUCCUCUCGCUCUUUGAUACUUUGCGCUAAAGCCCAUGGCCGGGGAUGAUCCUUGAGUAGCCGAUAAAAUAAUCAGCGUCGCGGUGUCAGCAAAGGCUUGAACUACAGGGGAUUUGUGUAGAUUAUCGCCGGACUGCUAUUUUGUUCCCUCGGUCACACUCUUAACUGAACUUAGCGGCUUUUGAUCCCGCAGCCUUUUCCCUGCUGCGCCCCGAGCCGCCUGGAAACUCCAGCAGGGGAAGCCUGUUUACAAGCCACGCUAUUCAUAGGAGAAAAGGGGGGUGUAAAACCGGGUUGCAUUCAUAAGCAAUGACUGCCACAGAGGUGUUUGGACCCAGAUCUGAGGAUAAGACGACUUUGGCGCUGCUGUCAGCCCGUGGAUCCGGGGGAAUGAGACGCGCUUUAAGGCUGUAGUUAACACUCCCUGUUUACUCGCAGGGCUGCCUGGGAUGGGAGAGGUAGACCAUCAGUGAGAGCAGCGGACAACCAGAAUUCUAUAUAUAUAUAUAUAUAUAUAUAUAAAAAACACAGCAGCCACCUAUCGAGCACUUUCCGGACCCGUUUUGACUAUCUACCGGGCGGCUACCGGAGGAUGUGUGAGCCAGGAUGCUGCGCUUCCCCGUGAAGAAGAUCCGGAAGCAGUUCAAGCUCCUGCUGCUGCUGGUACUACUCACCUCCGCCGUGUGGUUCACCUACCUGCACAUCAACCAGGGCAAGACCAUCAAACUGCACUUCAACUACGGAAAAGAUGGAGAUAGACAGACGGAGGGCACAGACGCCAGCCGCAAGAGGGACGCUCGCUCCUCAGCCGGCCACCACAAGAGUGAGGACACCAGCGACAGCAGGGAGGACGAGGCUGCAGAUGAUGAGCCAAUCACAGGCGGGGCUGAUGGCAGAGACCAUACCCGCAUCCGGAAGUUUCUCAGCCAGCGGCACAAGAAAUUGCCAUGGAAACCGGAGUAUAAGGGCCAGGCCAACCUGCAUGUGUUUGAGGACUGGUGUGGAUCCUCUGUAGCCCAACUCAGAAAGAACCUGCACUUCCCUCUCUACCCUCAUACCAGAACCACACUGAGGAAGCUGGCAGUCGCUCCAAAGUGGAAGAACUAUGGCCUAAGAAUAUUUGGCUUCCUUCACCCUUACAGAGAUGGUGAUUUCCAGUUCUCGGUAUCAUCGGAUGAUAACUCUGAGUUCUGGCUGAGUCCUGAUGAGAGCCCUCUCAAUGCCAGACUGCUGGUGUAUGUAGGACAGCUGGGUACAGAGUGGACCGCUCCAGGCGAGUUCAGCAAGUUCAGGUCCCAGUCCUCCAAGUCUGUGCACCUAAUCUCGUCCAGACGAUACUACUUUGAGAUCCUCCACAAGCAGGAUGACAAGGGCUCAGAUCACGUGGAAGUUGGGUGGCGUCCCUUCCUCCCCGGUCUGAAAUAUGAAGUGAUAGACUCGGCCUACAUCUCCCUGUACACAGACGAGUCCAAUCUGAAGAUGAACAGCGUGGACCACAUCCCCCAGACCUUGGCCAGUCACAUCCAUCUCCCAGAGGAGGCUCAGCCCCAGGGUCUGGAGGGAGGCAGCGUCAUGCAGCACGGAGCGGAUAUGCUGAAGCCAGACCCCAGGGACACCUUCUACAGCACUCCGAUGAUCGACCCCUCCCGACUGGAAAAUGUUCUUCCGGCCUGUCUCUACUCUCCAACCUAUGUAGUCAAAGAUUUUCCUAUCGCCAGAUACCAGGGCCUGCAAUUUGUCUAUCUGUCCUUCGUUUACCCCAAUGACUUCACUCGUCUCACCCACAUGGAGCGAGAGAACAAGUGUUUCUACAGAGAGUCCCCUAUCUACUUGGAGAAGUUUGGUUUCUACAAAUAUAUGAAGAUGGAUGAGGAGGAAGAUGACAGACCGUUCUUCUUCCCUAACCCAGAUGAUUUCCUAGAGGAAGAGGAGGUGGUGGAUGUAGAGGACGAGGCAGAGAUUGUUGGCACACAGUCCCCCAAAAAGCCUUCUCAUCCCAGCCAGACCAGCCACACCUCCAAUGCCUCCCAUCAGCACUCAAAACCUGCUCCAACACCAGCUGGCAGAGAAGGGGAAGAAGAGGAGGAGGACCCUGAUGAGGAGGAGGAGGGAGCAGUCAACAGUAUCAUACGCCACAGAGAAAGGAGACACUUUCCUCGCAGAGAUGGACAGAUGGGUAGGGAUUUGGACAGAGACUGGGGAAGAGAUCAUACAAACAUGAGACAAAAUGCCAGGAAGGGACUUGAAGAGCCCCAGCCCAGGGUGCUUCAGCCUGACAUGGACAGCGUGGUCCGGGGUCGCUCCUUGUCUUGGAUCCGUACAGGUCCAGCAGAGUUGAGCCCUGGCAGGAAAGGAGGGGCCGCAGGUGGUGGAGGAGGAGGAGGAGGAGGAGAGAAGGGAGCUGAAACUCCUCCUAAACUGAGCAAGUCUUCACUCCUUUUCCCCCAGAAGUCCUCCCUCUCUGCCCUUGCCAGCCGAGCCAAGCAGAUCCUCAGCAAUUCCGCCCAUAGCAACAACUUCCAUGAUGACAACAACAACAAGCUUGCUGGAAACAAGAAGGAGAAGAGGGAGGAGAACAAGAUCUACAUCACCAGGCCUCGACCUGCCAAGGAGCGAGAGAGGGACAGAGAGAGGGAGCGGGAGCAGCGUCGAGAGCGGAGGGAGGAGAGGGCUUCUCGCCAUCCUCGAGAGGUGUUCCCGGGGGUCUUUCUGUACCAAACUGGAAAGACCACAAGGCUGGUAAACCUGGGUGCUAAAGGACAUGCUGGGGGAGGCAUAACAGGAGGAAGGAGUCUUGUUAGUGCCCCUCAGCUCUGGCCCAACCCCCCCACAAAAGAAGGUAAGACAUCUCCUCAAAAUGGAAGCAUCAGCAUACAGAAUGAAAGUGUACAGAAGUCUGGCAGCAGGGCGGCAGGUGAGAACCAUCCAGAGAAAAGCAAGAGGAAAGGGGAGCAUUGGGAUUUGAAGACUACUAUCACUGCUGAUGUACUCAGCAAAGGUGACCCGUUAACCCCACUUUCCCAUCAUCAAGAUCCCCCUCCAGUUACCCAGCAAAGGUUAAACGCCACAGAAAACACACUCCAAGGUCAAGCACGAGUCACCUCUUACCUCAGGACCUCCGAGAUCACAGAGUCCCAGCAGCAGCCGGAUCCGGACCCCAACCCGGCAGAGCUCGACCAGGAUACAAACCGCUCUAAUCCUGACACUGACCCCGAUCCCGAGCCAGAACCAGAGGAGGGCGAGAUGUCGGACUACAGCUACGAGGAGGUCGAGGCUCGGCCAGGUUGGGCAGAGGAAAGCAUCAAUUGGCAGAGGACCUUCUCAGUCAACCCGAUGGACUUUGAGCUGCUGCGCUCUGACUGGAAUGACCUUCGCUGCAACGUGUCGGGCAACCUCCAGCUGGCAGAGAGUGAGGUGGUGGAUGUGCUGGCACAGUACAUGGAGAAACUCAACGAACGCAACGGAGGGAUCUACACCCUGCUGAGGAUCGUCAACGUUGAGAAGCGGCGCGAUUCAGCGAGAGGGAACCGUUACUUGGUGGAGCUGGAGCUAAUGGAGAGAGGCCGCAGCGUGGUGCGUCUGUCAGAAUACAUUUACCUGCUGCUCCACCGCAGCAGGCAGGGAGAGGAAAGUCUAGAGAACACUGACUUUGCCCCGGCCUCUGCACCCGCUUCGGCUCCGUCUGCUGCCACGUCCAGCCUCACCACUCCGCCGCCCCCUCCCUCCACGAGGUCCCCAGCCCGGCCCGGAGCGACCCCCUGGAGCACUGCCUAUGCUAAGCCUCUGCUCUGCCAGCCAGUCAUGCUACAGUGGAGGAGAGAUGUCAUGGUGCACUUUGUGGUGCCAGUGAAAAACCAGGCUCGCUGGGUACAGCAGUUUAUCUCCGACAUGGAGAAUCUUCAUCGCCAGACAAAGGACGACAAUUUCAGCAUCAUCAUUGUCGACUUUGAGAGCGAAGACAUGGACGUGGAGCAGGCACUAAGAGAGAGCACUGUGCCAAGAUAUGAGUAUCUAAGGAGAGAAGGCAACUUCGAGCGCUCAGCCGGACUGCAGAUCGGAGUGGACACUAUUGAGGAUAGUCACAGCAUUGUGUUCCUGUGUGAUCUGCACAUCCACUUCCCUCUCAACAUCUUGGAAAGCAUCAGGAAGCACUGUGUGGAGGGACGCCUCGCCUUCGCUCCCAUUGUCAUGAGACUCGGCUGCGGCAGUUCGCCACAUGAGCCUGAUGGUUACUGGGAGGUGAACGGCUUCGGCCUGUUUGGAAUAUAUAAGUCUGAUUUUGAUAAGAUCGGAGGGAUGAACACGGAGGAAUUCAAAGACCGCUGGGGUGGAGAGGACUGGGAGCUGCUAGACAGGGUACUGCAGAAUGGUUUGGAGGUGGAGAGACUACGCUUGAGGAACUUCUUUCACUACUACCACUCCAAACGAGGCAUGUGGAACGCCCAAAACAAGAAAACCCCAAAGGGGUAGCGCCCCCCCUGCUGGUCGGAGGAUUUCUGAACCCACCUGCAGAUCCACUGUGUGUGUGAGAGAGACCUGUGGGAGCUCGCUCACUGCCUGAACUCUGCCUUUUUUUGAAACGGGCUCCUCUCGGGGACGCCUCCGUUUCGCCAUCGGCCCCUCUUGUAUGCUUGUCUGUACGAGGAAAUAGAGUCCAAAUCUGAAUUGUACAAGCGAGCCGUUUACGCAGAUAGACCUGAGUCAUCACUUUGCCUCACUGACUGAACUACUGUACAGAGAGAAGAGAGUUAUUUUUGUUCUCCUUCUCUCUGUCCUUUUUUUGGUGCAAUGUUUUCAGACAGACUGGGAAAGCAGCUGUUUUUUGUGUGAGUGUGGUUGUGUGUAUGCGUGGGUAUGUAAAUAUAUAGGUGUAUGUGGGUGUGUUGCCGCUUGUGUGUGCUCAUGGUGACAGGAAGCACCUUUUUUCUAACAAGGAGAUGUGAAGACAACCUAAGAUCUUUUUUUCUAACACGCUCUCACGUGGGAGCCUAAUAGAAUGUGUGUCAACAUGUUAUUCAGAUAGAGUCAGGCAUGGUGACGUAGAUCGAGUAGAGGAACUGUCUUUGGUAAAACACCAUUUCUAAAUAUCAACUACUACCUGUUGGAUAUCAUUAAUCAGUAUGACAGAGGUGCUGAAGUUCUCCUGGUAUUACAAAACAAAGAAGGUUUUUUGAAUCAUGGAAGCCCCCUUUCUGAAUCGAUACUGACAGAUACGUCAUCUUUAUCUCUCUUUCUGUCCCUUCAACUCAUUUCUGCCUCUGUCUGUUUCAGUGUCAUGCUGAUUUGUGCAUUUGUAUCUGUUGAAGCAUCAGUUUUAUGUACGACACCCACAUUAAUGCUAGCUAUCGGAUAUGACUUGAUUUUGUUUCAUCAACUGGAGUUUGUUCUGCUGUUAAUUAUUUUUAAGGAGCUCUCAUGUGUUCUGACAGCAUGGAUGCACUACCAUUUAAGGUGCUAUUUUCUGUUCUGAAACACUGAAUUUGUGAACAGUUUUACACCUGUCAACUCUACUGACGGCAUCCAUUCCCUCCACAUCUCUAACCUCAUUGUCAGCUGUAACAGGAGGGAAGCAGAGGGCAACAACAGCUGUCUGACAUCUCAUUUUUACACUGUCACACCAUUGUAUCAAGCAUUUUUCAGAGCUGCGAGUUGCAUUUUUAGAUAUUAGAAUUUGAGGGAUAAAACGCCGUCUCUCAUAUUCAGAUACAACCGAGACAGGGAAAGGUUAGCUAUCGAAAACAGACACUCUUCUUUUAAGCUUGUACACAGCUCCAACAAGAAGGGAGACCAUUUCAUGUGUUGGACACGACGUGGUGAGGCAUGGCUGUUUCACAAAUGUGUGCCUUUUAUCAGGGUUUGGCUGCGGGCAGUUUUUAAACUAAUGACAGAAGAGGGCAGGGACAGACAGAAAUACACAGUUAUUUAUCAGCAGGCUGUAACGUCACUGUACAUUCAGAUACACUGUAAAAGAGGGAAAUAUGGUUCUCUUCAAUGGAUUACAGAUGUUUCAGUGUAUUUAUUAUAUUACCUUAGAAGCAGGAAAGAGCGGUCUUUACAAGCUAGUUACCCCGUUAGUGAGAAACACAAAGAUGGUACUAAUGACUACUGAGUGAAGUCAGGAGGUGCGAUGGAGACUCACUGGCAGCUGCAGUCCAGCAGGACCCCACCUGCUCCCAUUAGUUUGGCUGGAGGCCGGGCUCUUAAUGCCUCUGUUUAUGCAACAUGGUACUUAUAUUGAUGGGGAGCGGCUGGAGGGCUCAAGGCUGGCUGAACAUAUAUGUGGAUGGGAGUUAAUGAUCUGUUAUUGACUACAUGAUUGUCAAAAAUGCCCUCCAAGACCCUUUCUUUGCCUCUACAGGAAAAAAGGUCUAUACUGUACGUCAUUUAACACUGACAUGGGACUAUUUAAAGAACAAAAGAAACACAUUAAAUAUAAGACUAUAUAUAUAAGAAACAUAAAAAUGAAAAAUAGGAAUAUACAUUCCAAGGUAAUUUCUGUGAAAUUGUUUUGUAGAGAAAAGGUUUUAAGAAUGUAUUGUACUUUUAUUUUGAUUUGUUGGGUUUUUGCAAAUAAAAUUUUAUGC